AUGUCAAGGAGAAAUCCGGUCAGAAAUGCUCGUUCCACUUCAAGAUAUUCGGAUUUGAACGAACCAAAAUCGGAAUUUGGACAAGUACCCGACUGCAAUUUGUUCGUCGUCGAGAGAAUUCUGAACAAAAGAACCACUCGUAAUGGACCUGAGUUCCUUAUUAAGUGGAAGGGGUUCCCGGAGACUGACAGCAGUUGGGAGCCUAGGAAGAACCUUCAAUGUGACCGGAUUAUUGAAGAGUACGAGCGAAUGGCUGCGAGGGUUACUGGCCGUCGCCCUCAGUCACCCACCUAUGAAAGACCUUAUGAGACACGGAGAGGAUAUGGCUUCAUUCGUGGUGACACAUCUCAACCAUCGACUUCUGCCGCUUCUGCACCUUCUAAACAACCACAUGUUGAUUGGGUCGGCAAGUCGGUGGUUCAUAUUCUUGGAAUGACGAAGGCUCCUGGAACCAUGCACUUCCUGUGCAAAAUGAACGACGGCUCGGUCACUCUUGUCCCAGAUCAUAUUGUUCAUGAACGAUUCCCUAACCAGUCGAUCAAAUUCUACGAAUCAAGACUUGUUAUCAGUAGUAAAACUUUUGCACCAAUCAAAUGA
Caenorhabditis remanei is the source of this 597-nucleotide messenger RNA. RefSeq lists its product as uncharacterized. Gene Ontology annotation, cellular component: pericentric heterochromatin; nucleus. Bases 1 to 597 code for a protein of 198 amino acids. Lineage: Eukaryota; Metazoa; Nematoda; Chromadorea; Rhabditida; Rhabditidae. Gene Ontology annotation, molecular function: chromatin binding. Gene Ontology annotation, biological process: chromatin organization; negative regulation of transcription by RNA polymerase II. The record is from RefSeq and is a predicted model, not a curated record. The transcript has 4 exons.